Molecule: messenger RNA, 326 nt
Organism: Staurois parvus
Lineage: Eukaryota; Metazoa; Chordata; Amphibia; Anura; Ranidae
Source: the annotation of a GenBank genome assembly
UGAUCACUGUCACUGGUGAUGUCAGUGGCAGUUAGUCAGUUCCCCACAGCAUCAGAUAGUGUCAGACUGGCCGCCACACUCUCACAUCACAUUCUCAUUUGUACGCAAAUAUGCAGCCUCUUUGGACUGAGCUUUCUUUCCAUGGGGCCGCAUAUUUGCGUAUCUUUCUUUGUGUUGAGAGCAGGGGUGGACUGACCAUUUGGGAACUCGGGCACUGCCCAAGGGCCCAGGGUCAGUAGGGGGCCCCAUGAGAUGCUUUUUCAUAGGCUUUUUUGAGUUUUGGCAAGGACACAGGGGCCCCAUGAUCCCCUAUUGCCCGGGGGCCC